AUGCUGCUGAUCAUUGAAGCAGCUCUUCUCAUUUUAGCUGCUCUAGGACAGGAUCACAGAGCUGCUGUUAAAGGACAGAUAUUUCCACUGGAUAUGGCACUGAAUUCAGUUGAUGAUGAAUAUGAUGGUUGCACUGUUAAAAUGGAACACCUGGUGGAGUCAAAUUAUCUAGAGAAGGAAAUCAAUAACUCACCUGAUUUUAAAAAGGCUUGGCAAGAAGGUGAAGUGAAUGCCACACCACCAGAAGAUAACCUGACAUGGAAUAAUUCAAUCUCCAUUUAUGUGUACACCAACAAUAAUUCUAAUGUAUACAGCAAUUUUAACAUGGCUGUUCGUAAUGGUAAACAAAACUACACAGACCAGACAUUUAAAUGGUAUUCAAUUCAAUUUUUGUUAACCGAUGCAAUCAAGAAAUUGACUAAAACACAAAAGGAAUGCAAGUCAACGUAUCGUGGUACUACAGUUGAAUUUUAUAAGAAUGUUACUGGAGAAGAUGUUCGUUUUGGCUCUUUUACAUCCUCCUCUCUUGAACGUAAAGUAGCACAAGAUUUUGGAAAUAAAUCUUGUUUUGAAAUCAAAACUUGUGAAGGUGCUGAUGUGACAAAAUAUUCUAAGUAUCCUAAACAGAAAGAAGUGCUGAUUCCUCCAUAUGAGAAGUUUAAAGUCACUUCUGUCAGGACAAGAAAAGAUCAGAAAAAUCUCUGGUGUGAGACUGUGUACAAGUUGGAAAGCAUUGGAAAAAAAAGUGACCUGAACUGUUUAGUGGCAUUCAAGAAACCAACCAAGUUCCUUAAAAAUACACCAACAUUUAACACUUAUGCAUUUUGCAG
Molecule: messenger RNA, 830 nt
Organism: Sinocyclocheilus rhinocerous
Lineage: Eukaryota; Metazoa; Chordata; Actinopteri; Cypriniformes; Cyprinidae
Product: NAD(P)(+)--arginine ADP-ribosyltransferase 2-like
Exons: 2
Molecular function (GO): NAD+-protein-arginine ADP-ribosyltransferase activity; NAD+ poly-ADP-ribosyltransferase activity
Source: RefSeq, a predicted model, not a curated record